Molecule: messenger RNA, 747 nt
Organism: Symbiodinium necroappetens
Lineage: Eukaryota; Dinophyceae; Suessiales; Symbiodiniaceae
Source: the annotation of a GenBank genome assembly
AUGCAUGCAUUUACUUCGAAGAUGUCCUCCUCUUCCAAAGUCGCGAUGAAACUUGGCGCGCCCUGUUUUUUCGGCCUGGAGUCGUUGCAGAGCCUCUGGUGUUGCGACGGCGUGUCAGCUGGCGUUCGCCAUCGAAGUCGUGUCAUCUACCUGGGCUACUGCGCUCUGUCCUUUAUUCCGAAGCUGCUGCACAUGCAGCAUACCGUUCAGGAUGAUCAGAUCUGGGAGAUGCCAUCCGUCACGGUGGCGGGCACUGGUGCCAUGGUUCUGAUGCUCGCAGGAAUCGUGAGCUGGUGCUUCAUGGAUCAUAUAUCGGAAGCCAACAUCUACAUCAUAGAGGAUCCGGGUGCGAGCAGACGGCUCUUCAAGUUCUUGGCCUGCACAACGAUGGUCUGCUACCUGUAUCCAGUGCUUUUCUUCGGGCAUGCCCAGCUAGUGGCAGAGGGUCUUUUGGUCAUCGGUGGCGUCUACUGUUUGCUCUGGGUUCCGCUUAUGGACAGUUCCUCGGACACUCAUUGCUUUGUGCUUUUCUGGUGCUUCCUCACAAUUCUUCGGCUGGCUCUGGUGGGCGCAGAGUUUACCCGGCCAAUGGAGUAUUGCCUGAAGCUCUACAUAGUGGAGGGCGCGAUUCUGCGUUUCCUGCUCUGCCGGUACACCAAGGGCUCAUUUUUUGUCCGGGUUGAGGCCGCGGGCCGUGGGUUUAGGGAUUCGGGUUGCGGAACGGCCAGCAACCCCUCAAAAUUCUAG